Messenger RNA from Neomonachus schauinslandi (Hawaiian monk seal), 2685 nucleotides. Its product is annotated as zinc finger protein 383. Lineage: Eukaryota; Metazoa; Chordata; Mammalia; Carnivora; Phocidae. The record is from RefSeq and is a predicted model, not a curated record. The coding region runs from base 91 to 2673 and encodes 860 amino acids. The transcript has 6 exons. Gene Ontology annotation, biological process: regulation of DNA-templated transcription. Gene Ontology annotation, molecular function: DNA-binding transcription factor activity, RNA polymerase II-specific; RNA polymerase II cis-regulatory region sequence-specific DNA binding.
UCAGUGGUGUUCAGUGAUGUGUCUAUAGACUUCUCCCAGGAGGAGUGGGAGUGCCUGGACCCUGGUCAGAGGGCCUUGUACAGGGACGUGAUGUUGGAGAACUAUGGCAAUCUGCUGUCAAUGGGACUUUACAUUCCUAAGCCUCAAGUUAUCUCCUUAUUGGAACAAGGAAAAGAGCCCUGGAUGGUUGGCAGAGAGCUGACAAGAGGCCUGUGUUCAGAUCUGGAAUCAAUGUGUGAAACCAAGUUACUGUCUCUGAAGAAGGAAGUUUAUGAAAUAGAAUCUUGCCAGAGGGAGAUAAUGGGGCUUACAAAGCGUGGCCUUGAGUACUCCAGUUUUAGAGACAUUUUGGAAUAUAGAAGCCACUUUGAAAAACAACUGGGAUAUCAAAGUGGGCAUUUCAGCCAAGAAAUAUUCACUCAUGAAUACAUGCCCACAUUUAUUCAACAGACAUUCUUUACUCUACAGCAAAUAAUUAACAAUGAAGAGAAACCCUAUGAAUGUAAGAAAUGUGGAAAGGUCUUUAGUCAGAAUUCACAGUUUAUUCAACAUCAGAGAAUUCAUAUUGGUGAAAAAUCUUAUGAAUGUAAGGAGUGUGGGAAAUUCUUUAGCUGUGGCUCCCAUGUUACUCGACAUCUGAAAAUUCAUACUGGUGAAAAACCCUUUGAAUGUAAGGAAUGUGGCAAGGCUUUCAGUUGUAGCUCAUACCUUUCUCAGCAUCAGAGAAUUCAUACUGGUAAGAAGCCCUAUGAAUGUAAGGAAUGUGGGAAGGCCUUUAGCUAUUGCUCAAAUCUUAUUGACCAUCAGAGAAUUCACACUGGUGAAAAACCCUAUGAAUGUAAAGUAUGUGGGAAAGCCUUUACUAAGAGCUCACAACUUUUUCAACAUGUGAGAAUUCAUACAGGUGAGAAACCCUAUGAAUGUAAAGAAUGUGGCAAAGCUUUUACUCAGAGCUCAAAGCUUGUUCAGCAUCAGAGAAUUCAUACUGGUGAAAAACCCUAUGAGUGCAAGGAAUGUGGCAAAGCCUUUAGUAGUGGCUCGGCGCUUACUAAUCAUCAGAGAAUUCACACUGGGGAGAAACCCUAUGAUUGUAAGGAAUGUGGGAAAGCUUUUACUCAGAGCUCACAGCUUCGUCAACAUCAGAGAAUUCAUGCUGGUGAGAAACCCUUUGAAUGUCUUGAAUGUGGGAAGGCCUUUACUCAGAACUCACAACUUUUUCAACAUCAGAGAAUACAUACAGAUGAAAAACCGUAUGAAUGUAGUGAAUGUGGAAAGGCCUUUAAUAAAUGCUCAAACCUUACGCGACAUCUGAGAAUUCAUACUGGUGAAAAGCCCUAUAACUGUAAGGAAUGCGGGAAGGCAUUUAGUACUAGAUCUUCCCUGAUCCUCCACCAGAGGGUGCACACAGGGGAGAAGCCCUAUCGCUGUGCCGUGUGUGGGAAGGGGUUCAGUCAGAGAGUCCACCUGCAGACGCACCAGAAGAUGCACACAGGGGAGACACCUUACAUGUACUCCGAGUGGGGACGGAGCUUUAGCAAUAUGUCAGCCCUCAUCAAAAACCAGAGGACACCCUCUGGGGACAAGCCUUACGUGUGCAAGGAAUGUGGACGAGGCUUUACCUGGAAGUCAAACCUCAUCACACACCAGAGGACACACUCAGGGGAGAAACCUUAUGUGUGCAAGGAGUGUGGACGAGGCUUUACUUGGAAGUCAAACCUCUUCACACACCAGAGGACACAUUCAGGGGUCAAGCCGUAUGUGUGCAAGGAGUGUGGGCAGAGCUUUAGCCUAAAGUCAAACCUUAUCACACACCAGAGGGCACACUCGGGGGAAAAGCCUUAUGUUUGCAGGGAGUGUGGGCAUGGCUUUCGCCAGCAUUCACAUCUCAUCAGACAUAAGAGGACACAUUCGGGAGAGAAGCCCUAUGUGUGCAGGGAGUGUGAGCAAAGCUUUAGCCAGAAGUCACACCUCAUUAGGCACUUAAGGACACACACAGGAGAGAAGCCUUAUGUAUGCACAGAAUGUGGGCGCCAUUUUAGCUGGAAAUCAAACCUCAAGACACACCAGAGGACACACUCAGGGGUUAAACCUUAUGUAUGCCUGGAGUGUGGGCAGUGCUUUAGCCUGAAGUCAAACCUCAGCAAACACCAGAGGUCACACACGGGGGAGAAGCCAUUUGUGUGCAGGGAAUGUGGGAGGGGCUUUACCAGGAAAUCAACCCUUAUCACACACCAGAGGACACACUCAGGGGAAAAGCCAUUUGUAUGCAGGGAGUGUGGGCGAGGCUUUAAUGAUAAGUCAACCCUCAUUUCACACCAGAGAACACAUUCAGGGGAAAAGCCUUUCAUAUGCAGGGAGUGUGGUAGAAGGUUUAGCCAGAAGCCAAACCUAUUUAGGCACAGGAGGGCACACUCAGGUAGCAUACCCUUUGAGUGCAGGGAGUGUGGGCAAGGCUUUUGUGAUAAGUUAACUCUCGUCACACACCAGAAGGCACACUCAGGGGGGAAGCCUCACGUGUGCAGGGAGUGUGGGCAAGGCUUUAGCCGGCAGUCACACCUUAUUAGACAUCAGAGGAUACAUUCGGGAGAGAAGCCUUAUAUUUGUAGGAAGUGUGGGCGAGGCUUUAGUCGGAAAUCAAACCUCAUCAGACAUCAGAGGACACACUCAGGAUAGAAACCUUGUAUG